GCCAGUAUCUACGGAAGCAAUGCUCCAGUGGUGAAAAGACCAGAUCCGCUACCUCCUGUGGAGACGGCCUUUUUCUUCAAAGUGUUGGGAAAAGACGAGCAGCCGGUCUACAAUCAACCAGACGAGAGCAGCACCCUGAUCGGUCAUCGGUUACAAGGGGAGGUGCUCCGGGUCAUCGACUUUAGUGGUGCAUGGUUGCGGCUUGCCGCAGACACUGAAGCACAGGUUGAGCAGAGGUGGGAGGGUUGGAUGUUGGCCGAGACUGCAGAGGAGACUUUGCUAGAUGAGAUCGAAGAUCCGGAAGAGCAUGAGAAGGAGUUCACGAAGGAUCUCUUCAGGCGCGUGUGGAAAAUCAACGAUCAUGUUACAUCCAGGUUGAGAGACAGGACCGAGCGUGCCCUGCAGUACCUGAGUGCCGGCCGUGUCCCUCCGGGGAAAAAGCAAUUGCUACCGGAAGGCACCCGAUGUGUGAAUGCCUUCUGGGGCCUCGAGGCUCGAUGGGUUCCACUAGCGGAGGGCGAAGAGUACUGGCCACAAGGUUGCCUGACCUUGUCAGCCGGCUACGUGAAGUCAGGCUGGGAGCAGCCUGCAGAGGAGGCACGCUGUGGACACUGGCGAGUCUUUGCAGCACGGCCGUUUGAAGCCCAUGAGCUCAUCGAGGUUUGUCCCCUUGCAGAGGUGGAUCUGGAAACAUGCAUCGCAAGCUUCCAGCUCCGGAUGAACAUUGUGGAGACACCUGCAGAUGAGGAUGCGAGCUACACGGGCAAAACAGGCCGAGUGAAGUCCUAUGUUCCUCUGGGAUAUGGCAUGCUCUACCAGCAAUCUAUUGAGCUCCCAGAUGUUCAGAUCAACUGGACACCUGUCACGAACUUCAACUGCAAGUUCGUCCCAGUUGGAAAUCACAUGUACAUCUAUGCUGCCCGGAAGAUCCAGGCAGACGAGGAGCUCAUCCUGGAGUACAAGCGCUGCUUCCGGACGGAUGAGGGUGAGUCCAUCAACUUCGAAGGCUUCACACCCUACUGGUGCCGUCAAGAGCAUCCAGAUGCUUUCCGCAAGGCACUGACGGCCCCAUGCGGGCCGCGCAAAGUGCGCCCAAUCCCAGGGAGCGUGAAGUUCGGCAAGUCAAGGCUUCACGGCCGCGGAGUCUUUGCCGAUGCGGCCUUCAAGAAGGGUGAGAUCGUUGAGAUGUGCCCUUGUCUUAUCAUUGACACGAACGGUGCUGACUGCAUGCAGGACCACUGCUUCCAACUCCCUGAAGUCAAGAUCGAUGUGGAGGGUGGGAGUGUGAUGAAGCGUCAGUCGCGCUAUGUGCUUCCUUGUGGAUACGGUGGCAUGUACAACCACUUGGAGCGUAAUCAAGGAGAGAACGUUCAGUGGUUUUAUGCCGGCAUUUCUGAUUCUGGGAACUAA
Symbiodinium necroappetens is the source of this 1410-nucleotide messenger RNA. The record is from the annotation of a GenBank genome assembly. Lineage: Eukaryota; Dinophyceae; Suessiales; Symbiodiniaceae.